Thyridium curvatum is the source of this 1203-nucleotide messenger RNA. RefSeq lists its product as uncharacterized. The transcript is spliced from 3 exons. NCBI's taxonomy places the organism in Eukaryota, Fungi, Ascomycota, Sordariomycetes, Thyridiales, Thyridiaceae. The coding region runs from base 1 to 1203 and encodes 400 amino acids. The record is from RefSeq and is a predicted model, not a curated record.
AUGGCCCUUCGAGUCUCCGCUGCGAUACAGAUGGGCCUGGAUGACACCAAACCACAGCCACGGCCGGGUAUCGCAGAGCCCUCUGAAGAGGCUAGACUGCUUGGGCUGAAGACUUGGCUUGGAUGCUUUUGGGUCAGCACCUCCCUCAGUAGCGAGUUUGCACUUGCACCGCCGAUGGCAUCCGUGGCCCAUCUCGAGCCUCUUGUACUACAACGGGUACAAUCAAGCCUUCCACCAGAUUUCGUAGCUCAUCUAGAGAUUGAGAGAUAUUCAAUACGUGCGUCAGCCGUUCUAACCCAAGCCUCGACCGGCCACAUGCGCAGGUCGCUCGUAGACGUCCUCGAGCGGGAUCUCGAGUCCGUUGCACACCACUUGCCCGUGCCGCCUUCAGCGCACGUGCAGAUCGACAUUCUGGCAGCUAAACUCCGCCUCUGCGCAUUCCAGCUCAUCUGCGGUGAAGAAGCUGCUAUUAUACCCACCGGUCCCGACAACUCCCUGACCCGCGCCGCCUGGUAUCGCGGCUUCGAAGCUGCUACAAAUUUAGCCACGCUAUUCACUACAUCCACACAGCAAAUCCAGUCAAAUUCAAACAUAUGUCCAGCAUCAACUGUCAUCUCGGUUUUCUACCCCAAGCACUACUUCCGCGUCAACGUCAUGGCCGCCAUGUACCUCCUCAAGCUGCAAGCCGUCGACCGCGCCAUGGCGCCCGCCGACAAGGCCCUCGCGCGCGACAACGUGCGCCAGAUAUCGCAGAGCUUCUGGCAGCGUUCUACAGCAGAGAUGGACGAGUCUGCUCGCGCGGCGCGCAUGAUCGAGGAGCUGGGCCGAUACGUCGAGGACCAGCGUGUCAUGUGCCAGCUGCACAGUUCGAAGCCGGGCGCCGGCAACCUGGCGCCCGUCGACGUUGUCGUGGAUGGGAUGAAUACUGUAGGGGAGAUCAGGAGAAUGAACACGCCGGGCUCCAACAAUAGUCACCCGACGCCGCCGCAGCGGUAUGUGGCGGGUCCAACCACGUUGUCUGUGCCCGGCAGUGCAGAUGAGCCGGCCGAGAUGCAGGUUCAAGAGCACGAGGGCGAGGUGUGGCAGCAGUACCCAUGGGAUGACUUUUCUUCGUCGUGGAAUGCAUGGCCUAUGGACGUAGAUGAGAUUCUUCAGAUGCUCGGGACAGACAUGGGUGAUCUGCCGAUGGUCCCCGGCCUAUAA